AUGUACUGCAAAUUAUUUGUACUCGGCGUACUUUCUAUAGUGUUCUGUUCAAAAACAAACUCAUAUGCCGUUGAAACACCAGGAUUGAUCAUCAAUGUUACUUCAUAUAAUAAUGAUUCGAAUAAUACCGGUCCAAGUUCGGGUGAAACGAUCGCCACGGCAUUUGUCAUUGAUAUUGAUGAAAAAAUGUCUGUACAUUCGACUGGAGAAGAAAAUAAUCCAUCAUUCAAUGUGAAAAAUAGUACUGACGAGUCAAGCGUAGAAGAUAAUCAAAACCGAUCAUCGUCAAUCGCAUCGGAUGUACACACGGAGGUGCAAACGUCUACAAAUAAAAAUAAGGAUGGUGACAAUGCAAGAUCAAUGGUUGAUAAGAAAGAAAAGGACGGAGAGACAGCAAGUGAGAGCGAUGAAGAAUCUGACGACGAUAUGAAAAUUUCCGAACCAAUUGAAGAAGAGGAAGAAAAAUGA
This is a messenger RNA of Adineta ricciae, 468 nucleotides long. NCBI's taxonomy places the organism in Eukaryota, Metazoa, Rotifera, Eurotatoria, Adinetida, Adinetidae. The record is from the annotation of a GenBank genome assembly.